Molecule: messenger RNA, 1283 nt
Organism: Aplosporella prunicola CBS 121167
Lineage: Eukaryota; Fungi; Ascomycota; Dothideomycetes; Botryosphaeriales; Aplosporellaceae
Exons: 1
Coding region: 9-1076 (355 amino acids)
Source: RefSeq, a predicted model, not a curated record
CAAAAACCAUGCCGGGCAUGGGAGACUCGGACUCGACCAUCGCUCCACGCGCCAUGCGCUCCCGCCUCUUGAAACUCCCUUCAGAGUUGCGACUGCUCAUCUACGACUUUGUCAUCUUCUGGCCCGACAGUCUUACCAUCGCAACCGAUGUGCAGACGGGUGUACAGCCCAGCACGCUCACCGACAGCGGCUACGAGAGCGAUGGUUCAUCAUCGGAUGCCGACGGCACCAACGGCGACGGCUGCCAGGUUCCAGGCCUCCCGUCAACCCACGUGCCCGUCAUUCGGGGUGGCUACCACCCGGGCCUGCUCAAGCUCUCCAUCGCUACACCGCCGUCGCGAGAUGCACCGGCCAACACCUGCACGGACGAAAACCGAGACGAAAAUCCCCCACCGUCUGUGCGCCUCCCGCCUGCCGCGCCCGCGGCCCUUCUCCAGACGUGCCGCUACAUCAAUGCCGAGUUGACCUGGCACCUCCAGUCGGUACGGAACCGCGAUCGCGGUAUCGCCCUCUAUCUCACCUAUCCGUAUGGCAUCCUAGUCUUCCACGCCCUCUGCCCUGCGCUCCUUCGGCUGGUCCGGAGCGUACACAUCAGCGGUCUUUUCGCCUAUCCCAAGCCUCAAAAUGUCCCUGACAUUUUCGUGGGUCGGCCCGCAACACAGUACUCGCACCCCGCACACAUCGCACCAUCCGUUACCGAUGCGGCCAACCAUGCGUUCCGGCGUCUGCUCCUCUCAACCUUCAGCCGACAACCGCGCUUCCCUCUGAAUAAGCUCGAGAUGCGCGUCUACUUCCCAGGCGAAGGCCAUGCAGCCAUUUGGGGCCAUGCGUCAAGCCCACUGCCGCAGGCCAUGGCGAAUAUAUGCGGUGGCAUCAUGGAUAGCUCGGUGUGGACUGGCAACAGAGGCAUUGGUGCCAGCCUUGUGGUGACGCCAUGUCCCGACAGGCGUAUCCUCGUACAGAAAUGGAAGCGGUUUGGGUCUGGUCAGGAGGAGACGGAGGGCUUUGUCAUCAAUAAAGAAUGGCCGAAAAGGGACACCAUCUCGCCAGAAGGAAGGGCGAAGCACUACUUGUAGCAUGGCUGUGGACGAGCUCAUGAUGAUGGCUUUGACGAUGGAAAGGAGUGAAUAUCCGGGCAUAGGUCAUUGAUCAUCUUCGAUGGUGGAUACUUAGACUGGACAUAGCUUUUACGACUCAUGAAGGUAGUCUGAGGAUCUGUAUCAGGUCCGGAAGCACGAGUAGAUAUCAGUAUGAUUCAUGACAAAAUUGCAAAUUUCAAUUUG